AUGUUCUCCUCACGGAAAGAAAACGACGACCCGCCGGUCUACCCGGCCGUACCCAACUCCCUGCGGUCAGAAUCAUUCGAAAUGGCCGAGAUGCGAAAAGUUCAAGAAGCUAGAGCCGAUACUGCUCCAAAUGUUACUCCCUACCUCAGCCUCAGAGCAAGGCUCUCUCAAAUAUGGAUGAAUCGCUGGACAAUCCUCCUCAUCCUGGUCCUGGUCCGAGUCAUGAUUCUCAUCGUUGACCUCAAAGAAAACGUCGGAGAUGCCAAAGUCAAAGCCCUCUCCGCCUGUACCAAAGUCGAAGAUGUUGGCAGCGCCAUGGCCUCCAUGCCUCAUUACCUCUCUAGGGGUGUGAACGAACUUGCAGCCUCUGGAAUCGAGAAGUCAGUUGAUGCCAUGGUGUACUUGCUCGACCUGGUCCUUGUCGGCGUCAAGAACAUGAUCGUGUUCUACAUCAACUUUCUGACUGCCACUUACGUGUGCCUGAUUACCGCCAUGGUCCACGGAAGUCUGGAUGUCGUUGCCGAUGUCACUGAAGGGGCAACCGAAAAGUUCAACGGCGUGAUUGACAAGGCUGUGGACAAAAUAGAAAGUCUCUCCAAGGAACUUGAAGAUGGCAUUAACAAGGUCACCAAGGGAAUUGAAGACUCUGUCUUUGGAGACCUUGUUCCCGAUAUCCCCAAGGUUGACUUCUCCAGCCCCGUCAAGGAACUCAAGGACUUUGACAUCAAGUCCGAAGAUUUCGCCAAGGAUGUACGCAAAUUGGAAGACGAUCUCCCUGACUUCCGAGAAGUCCAGAACUUGACAGAGCAAGCCAUCUCGAUCCCGUUCGACUUCGUCCGCAAAGCCCUCAACGAGACCUACGGCAAUUACAAAUUCGAUCGAGAUGUCUUCCCUCUCGCCCAGAAGAAGAAGCUGACCUUUUGUUCUGAGAAUACUGCUCUCAACGACUUCUUCAACAACCUGUUCGAACUUAUUCACAAAGCUCGAACCAUCUUCAUCGCUGUCUUGAUUAUUCUCGCUCUGGCCGCCAUUGUUCCCAUGGCCUGGCUUGAGAUCAGACGCUGGCGGCGACAACAGCAGCAUGCUCGUCUUAUUGCUCAAAACUCGUAUGACCCUAUGGACAUUGUCUACAUUGCGUCUCGACCCAUGACGGCUACUGCGGGCAUCAAGAUCGCAUCGCACUUCAAGGGCAAGCGACAGAUUCUUGUACGAUGGCUGAUCGCUUAUGCUACGUCAGUCCCAGCCCUCUUCAUCCUGUCUCUUGCCAUCGCUGGCUUCUUCUCUUGCUUUUGCCAGUGGCUUCUUCUCAAGGCGAUCAGAGACCAAGUGCCUGCCCUCGCAGGUCAAGUUGGCGCAUUUGCUGACGAUGUUGUUGAGAACCUCGAAAGCGUUUCGGCUGAAUGGGCCCAUGACGCCAACGGCGUGAUCACGAAUUUCAACAGUGAAAUUAACAACGACGUCCUCGGUUAUGUUACAAACGCCACGGAUGCUGUGAAUGACACUCUCAACACAUUUAUUGAUACCAUGAAUGAUGGGCUUGACACUGUCUUCAAGGGAACCAUCCUUCUUGACCCUAUCAAGACAGUCCUUCACUGUGUUAUCGGCAUCAAGAUCGAGAGCGUGCAAAAGGGACUCACCUGGGUUCAUGACCACGCCCAAGUCAACUUCCCACUCUUCGAAAACAAUACCUUCAGCGAGGGUGCGAAGGACUCGGUUGAAGGUGACUCGGAGCUUAACACGUUCCUGGCAUCCCCGUCGUCCGCCACUACUGAUGAGGUCACGGGGGCUGUCAAGGCAGUUACAGAUUGGCUUCACGGGAAGCUGAUCCAAGAUGCUCUUAUCUCUACCGGUAUCCUUCUAGUGUAUGUCCUUGUUGUCCUUAUUGGCACAGUCUGGACACUUGUCGGCAUGGUCUCACCGGACAAGGGCCGCGCCGAAGGUGGUAUGCGCUAUACUGGAGACAACAGACCGGGCUUGAGUCCUCGUGUCGGACACCACGAUCCCGCCAAUCCCGAUGGCGCAACACACUUCCCUCGUUUUGGGUCCUCCUCUGGCGAGAUAGAUCAUUACAGAGAAGAUGCUCCCAGGCAUGACGAGAAGUUCAUGUCCGGUGCGACAGGGGCCCGUGCUACACAGGUGGACGGCCACCAAAGAAGCAGCUCCUACGGCUACCUAGACACGGCAAGCGGCAAAUACUAG
This is a messenger RNA of Fusarium tjaetaba, 2199 nucleotides long. Its product is annotated as plasma membrane fusion PRM1. The coding region runs from base 1 to 2199 and encodes 732 amino acids. The transcript has a single exon. Gene Ontology annotation, cellular component: mating projection tip. NCBI's taxonomy places the organism in Eukaryota, Fungi, Ascomycota, Sordariomycetes, Hypocreales, Nectriaceae. The record is from RefSeq and is a predicted model, not a curated record.